Molecule: messenger RNA, 2439 nt
Organism: Fusarium redolens
Lineage: Eukaryota; Fungi; Ascomycota; Sordariomycetes; Hypocreales; Nectriaceae
Exons: 6
Coding region: 428-2392 (654 amino acids)
Biological process (GO): regulation of Golgi organization
Cellular component (GO): cytosol
Source: RefSeq, a predicted model, not a curated record
GCUAGACUAUAGUUAUAAGUACUUCCAUAUCAACGUAACAAGAAGCCACCAGAGCAAACAAUCCGUUACACACACAACAUCGAGAGAAAGAAAAGCUUCGAGAAUUGCCUGAAUGUAACGUCAAUUUCGUAUCAAUGAUUAUCGUAAUACGAAAUUUGCAGUAAAAGUUUCUCGUAAAUGGCGAUUACGCAAGCCACGUUACGAACACUUGUCCUACGGAGUGAAUCCGAGACCUUUGUUGGCACACACACAACGGCCAAGCCAACGACGUUAAAAGAAGGACAAUACAAACAAAUCAGACAAAGAGAAUUCACCUACUCUAUUCCAAUUCGAGUGUUGAAUAGUUAUUGUCGUCAGGUCUUGGUUGUCAAUAAAUACAAACACCAACCAAAAUACAUAAGGUACAGCAGGGGUGCACGUGAUAAGAAUGACCACGGCCUAUUUCUCUAUCGCAACUCGUCCUCUUCCAACAUUAUCGCACGUCUCAACCUUCAGCUCCCCUCCUAUGGAAUCGUCACCUCUUACUCGCCAGCCUCAGCCCGAGGUCUUUACCCCCAAGAUCAUCCAGCUCUACGAUUCUCUCUUCAAGGAUGAUUACGACGAUGAAGAGAAGACGGAUGGCUUCUGGACAGAGUUUUUCCUCCUCAGACCCGAUCGUGCCGCCCUGAGACGUAUCCUUAACGAGUUGAGCCCGAGCCAUGUCUUGUCUCUCGAUGUGCGGACACAGGAGCUCUUUGCGAGGGGUAUAGCUGCGCUGAAGGGUUCGCAUACCCUUGCACAGUUGCACGCGCUGGAUACGCUCAGUGUCUUUCUAUCAUGCCUCCUCUCCAAACGAUACCCACACCCCAGCUCCGACAUCAUGGUUCUUCUCGCAGGACUUGACCAAAUCGAUGCUGUCUUUACCGACUUCGUCAGCGCUGUGGAGGCUAUAAUAAGGAAUAGCAAAGAGUUGGAGGUUCGAUAUAAAGCAGUUGAAGUGCUAUUGGCAGUGACAGCUGGAGCGUACCAAACAACACUGUUGACAUAUCUGAUCCAAAGAGAUCUCUUCCCUGCGGUCAUGAAGUUCAUCCAAGACGCAGAAACAUCAGAUCAAGUCCUGCAACCCUUCACAUUACUAGGUCUCCUAGCAAACUACAACAAAUUCGAGUUCCAGAAUCCUUAUCAGCAAAGAUUAAACGACUUUGUCAACGAAGCUGUGAUUCAAAAGAUCGUAGGCGCAGUGGGACAAGCGUGUCAGACAGUUCGGUCUCGAUAUAUCACGAUCCAGGAUGAUCUUCCUGAAGGCUGGACCUUCAGCGCUACUCUCAACAUGAUUGGACUCGGCGCGAUUGCUCCUGGGCCAAAACCUGUGAAGAAGCCUGUGUAUGAUGUUGAGACUGCUAAAUCUCUCUUCACCAAGCUACCUGAGGAAGAAGCCGCUGUUCUUUUAGCAACAUACGACUUUACCCACGCCAACAAGCUCUUCUGCUUCAACCUAGUAACACAGGCAGCUGAACCAGGCGCUGAGCAACCUAUCGCCAGCUACGUCUCUCUCACUUCGUAUCUCCUCCAACACGCCUACCUCUCACCCCGCGCCACAUACUACGCCCACCUCAACCUAAUGGUCUUCCGUCUCCUGAUCGAAGAUCCCACAAUCUGCAAGCGUAUAUGCAGUGAUGAAUCCCGCGUCGCAGUGCGUCUGUGUCGACAACGACAGCCUUACCUCCCCCUUGUCAAAGGCGAGCGAGUCCUCGCCAUUUCACUUCUUGACACUAUGAUUGACGGUGUGAAUCAUAACCUUCGUCGUCGUCUUGAUGUCAGUCUUUACACACUCUGCUUUGGCAUCAUGCUUCGUAUUAUCUCAUAUCUCUCUCGUACCCGCACACGGCUUGAGUAUCAUUGGCCUGAGUUCUUCCGGUCUUUGCUCUCCAUUGUUCGCUUUUUGGCUACAUACACAGCUGAUCUGAAGGAUCUACCACAUAUCGACACCCUUCUCGACCACGUUGUUAACCUCAUCGCCCUGUCCCUCUCCGCUGGUGAAGCCUUCCUCCCUUCGCCAGCAGACUACGAUGAUCUGUUCUACAAGGUCGUCGAGUCCGGCGAGGUUCUCACCAAGUUCAAAGAGAACUACCGCCUGGGUAACCGUAACAGCAACUCCAUUGAUACACUUAUCAACGUUAGUGCGCAUUACAACCAGAUGCUUUCAGAAGGUGGUGCGAAUCGUCGUAAGCCUAGUCUUUUGACGACGCAGGAGGUCACGGAGGUUAUUCGUCAGGGCUACGAGACGUUGAGUAUUCAAGCGAAGGAGGGACUAGAUUCAUGGGAGAGGUACCGGGAGGCGGAUGAGAGGACCUUGCUCAAGAAGAUGGCGAGAGCAGCUGUUGGUGAUGUGCGUGUUAUGGUUGAGCGGUAGAUUGCAUAGUUGAUAGUCUAAUGUCAUCAUGAGGCGGUUCAGACUGA